This is a messenger RNA of Camellia sinensis, 645 nucleotides long. The record is from RefSeq and is a predicted model, not a curated record. NCBI's taxonomy places the organism in Eukaryota, Viridiplantae, Streptophyta, Magnoliopsida, Ericales, Theaceae.
GUAGAUAAUGAAAUAAUUUGAUUUUUCAUGAUUGGGUAUAGUAGUUUGAGUAAAUGAUGUGGGGUGUAUUUCCUGAUCGUUUGGUGGAUGAUUUAUUUUUCAUUGCAAUUUGUGAAUUGCUGUGCGUAAGCGAAGGAGUAGCUGUGGAAAGGCUCGUUGCAACCAUGCGGAAAAGUGGGAAGCAGCCAGAUUUUGUGUUGUGCGUAGGAGAUGACCGUUCAGGUGAAGAUAUGUUCAAGACCAUUGCAAGGUCUGUUGCCAACCAGUUGUUGCCUGCCAUAAUAACAGAAGUUUUCCCCUGCACAGUUGGUCAGACACCAAGUAUGGUAAAAUACUAUCUUGACAAUACUUGUGAAGUCAUCAAAAUGCUUCAAGGCCUUGCAGUAGCAUCUAGACAGCUCCCUAAGGUCGCAUUUGAAGGGUUUCUUUCUAUGAAAUAGUUGAUUUGUGGCAGGUACAGUAUAGGUAUAUGGGUCAGCAUUCACUUGAUCUGUAGUCUAGUUUUUAUUCAGUUGGGCAGGAGUAUAGGAGUAGUACAGUGCUAGUGAGAAAGAUAGCAUUGUACAGAAAACAAGUAUACAUUCACAGGUCACUUGAAACAAAUAUUUGGAAAUUUUAACAUCAGGGAUUGAUUUAUUUCUAGUG